UAUGUGAAAUGCCGUGAGAUAUCGUGAAGACAGGCUUUGAUGAGCCACGUUAUACAAACUGUAGUACGUAUAUUUGUACUCUCUGGUCUCGACCUGGUGGUCACAUCUCUGUGACCACAUCGGAGUUCCGCGUAAAAUACUCUCUGGUUCCGCGAUCGCAAGCGCAUGUGCGUGCAAAGGGAGCACUAGGGACGGAGAGAAUAAGGAGUAAAUGGGAUGAGUGGGAGUGGGGCGAGGCGGGCGAAACAGCUAAGCCCACUUGCUGCUCAUGCAGCCCCAAUUAGAAAUUUGUAGGGGUUAUGGUAACGAGUAUAUUUGGUGUGUUAUGUUUCGGCAAGUAGUUUAUUUACUCUUGCUGUCGACAGCAGUUGCGGGAGCUUACAAAUAUCAUAUUCGUUAAAUUGUGGAGGUUAAGUGGAACUGUUCUGUCAACGAUGUCACAUUAUUUUCUUUUAUAACUGUGGCCUUUCCUAGGAAUGUAAUGAGUGCAAGUGCAAAGUGUCGCAAGUGUAUCUAUAUACAUACAAGAUCAUGAUUGAUGUUUGUGCAAAAUUAAUUCGAGGCCCGGUGUAUUUGACUGGAGAAUGUGUGGAAUGUUACAUUACUUUUUCAAAUCCACCUGUACCCCAACACAAGAAAUCCCAAAGUAACAGUGAUGUUUUGGAGAGUUUGGCAUGGGCGAGUGUUCAAAUUCACUGUCAGUGUUCUACAAAUAGUAAAGUAGCAUAUCCUGACAGUAAUUCAAUAAGUGCUGAAGAACUUUCAACAUCUAAUACUGAUACUUCAUUUGCACCAUGUCGGGGAGAAAGAGGUCACAUUGUCCUGUCAACAAAACCCCGAAUACUUUUCUGUGACCUUCGAUUAUCUGCUGGCGAAAGUAAAUCGUUACGGCAUCCUAUUUUUGAACUCUAA
Gryllus bimaculatus (two-spotted cricket) is the source of this 912-nucleotide messenger RNA. The record is from the annotation of a GenBank genome assembly. Lineage: Eukaryota; Metazoa; Arthropoda; Insecta; Orthoptera; Gryllidae.